Messenger RNA from Zerene cesonia (dogface butterfly), 996 nucleotides. RefSeq names its product procathepsin L-like. Gene Ontology annotation, molecular function: cysteine-type endopeptidase activity. Lineage: Eukaryota; Metazoa; Arthropoda; Insecta; Lepidoptera; Pieridae. Bases 1 to 996 code for a protein of 331 amino acids. The transcript is spliced from 5 exons. The record is from RefSeq and is a predicted model, not a curated record. Gene Ontology annotation, cellular component: lysosome.
AUGUUUCUUUUACUUUGUAUUCUGUCCACUUUGGCUUCUGAGGUUUUCACUUCGGAUUACAGUCUCUUGGAUCAAGAUUAUUAUGAUUUAAAUAAUGCUAAAGCGAUAUUUAACCAAUUCAUCCAGAAAUAUGAGAAAGAAUACGAUGAUAGAAUCGACUAUCACUUCGAGGUUUUCAAACAAAAUCUACAGAACAUAAACAAAUGGAAUAAAGAAAAGGGCACCAAAAUGUUUGGAAUUAACGCAUUUACUGAUCUGACGUUUGAAGAAUUUUCUCGAUUUUAUUUAGGUUUUAAUGCUAAAAACAUAUCUAGUGAUGGAAUAGUAUACAAGCCAUCUGGAAUAGAGGCACCAGAUUCUUUGGAUUGGCGUGAUUCUGGAUAUGUUAGUCCUGUUAAAAACCAAGAAAAUUGUGGCAGUUGCUUUGCUUUUAGUGCUACUGGAAACGUAGAAGGCCAAUACGCAAAAAAUCACAAUACACAAGCUAUCAGUCUGUCUGUUCAGCAAAGUCUCGACUGCGAGUCUCAGGGUAACUGCAUCGAUGGAGGUUUUCCUCAUAAUGUGUUUCAGGCUUUAGCUGAACAAGGGGGGUCUAUGCGAGAAGAAGAUUAUCCGUAUGAAGGUGUUAAAGGACAAUGCAGAACUCAGAGGGACAAAAUAGUGGCCAAAGUGACUGGGGGCAGUCAGCUAGGUGUAUCUGGCGAAGACGAUCUUAAGGAAGCUUUGGCUAGUCAUGGACCGCUAUCAAUCAGUGUUUGUGUUGACAAUCAAUUUAAAGCUUACAAUGGAGGUGUAUUUAAACCCUCCACACCAUGUUAUCAAUCAAACCAUGCUGUACUGUUGGUCGGUUAUGGAAAUGAGGGGUCAACCAAGUACUGGCUUAUCAAGAACUCAUGGGGCAAACAGUGGGGCGACCAAGGAUACUUCCGCUUGGUAAUGGGACAGAGGGCGUGUGGCAUUGGGGUUAUAUACACGGCCUGUGCUAAGGUGGCUUAA